UAAAUGUAUAGGUACAAUACCCUCAUUUUAAAAUGUCUAUAAAGCCUAACACCGAGAGGGACAUUAGUUCAGACAUACACACACCAUAUUUCAUUUAUUUUCUUAAUGCUUCAAAGUUUGAAUGGCAAUAUCAAAACAGCUUCCGGCCGUAGGGGGUGAAGACAGUGGGCUUUUAGAGGCUCAAACUCACAUAUACAACUAGGGGUGGGGAAAAAUACCGAAAUUUCGGUAUACCGGACUUACCAUAUCGAAAAAUACCGAAUUUACCGAAGUGUUUGGUAUACCGACACUUUUGGUACGGUAUGAUACCGUACCGAAUUACUUCGGUAUGGUAUCGGUAUAUAUUUUGGAAAUAAACGGUAUACCGUUAUACCGUCAUACCGUAAUUCCAAGCCAAUAAUUUCUUUAGAAUUAUAAAAAUAAUUAGAAACACAACAUUAAUUCAAGGAUAAUGACUUUAUAUCCAUGUUUCUUGAAUUAUUUAUACUUUUUGUUGGAAAUCGAUGUUAUUUCAAAUAUAUUUAGGUUGUUUAAAUUAUUAUUUUAGCAGAAUGUGUUGUUAUCUUCAUAUAUCAUGUGUUGAAGUAUCCGUACAUAUUUAUAAUAUUUUUUUGUUCAAAGUUGAAUAGAACACAAAUAGGUUAUCAUUGGCAUUUUAUAAUUAAUUUCAUUAAUAAUUUUAGUAUAUCACUAUUAACACUGAUUUUCUAUAUUUCAUUUGAUAUAUAAUAAUUUGAUAUUAAAUCAUGAUAAUUUACCAAUACCGUAAAUUACCGUACCGAAAUUUCGGUAUACCGAAACAAGGUAUACCGAAAUUUAGGUAUGGUAACGGUAUGUAUUUUUGCAUACCGAAAGUUUACGGUAUGAUAAAGGUAUGAGAUAAAAUCUUCGGUAUACCGUACCGAACCAUCCCUAUAUACAACACGCUAUUAAGCUGCUUAAAAGCCACCUCGCUAAGAUGCGCCGUCCAGCUGGACAUCCCCGACAUCAUCCACAAGCACCAAAGACCCAUGACCCUUCCCGAGCUGGUCAACGCCCUCCCAAUCAACAAGGCCAAAGCCGAGCAGCUCGGUCAACUCAUGCGCACGUUAGUCCUCUCCGGCUACUUCGUGGAGAAGGAGAAGGAGAAGAAGAAGAAUUUGGAAUAUGUUGGAGGGGACAUGUUCGUGUCCAUACCUUCUGCGGAUGCUGUUCUUCUCAAGUGGAUUUUGCAUGAUUGGAGUGAUGAAGAAUGCCUCAAAAUAUUGAGGAAAUGUAAAGAAUCAAUUUCCAAGAAAGGAAAAGGUGGGAAGGUCAUUGUAAUAGAUGUCGUGGUAGGGAAUCAGAAAGAUGAUGUUCUGGCAAUUGAAACCCAAACUCUCUUCGAUAUGUUGAUGAUGACUUAUUUCAAAGGGAAAGAGAGAUCAGAGAAAGAGUGGGCAAAGCUCUUCCUUGAAGCUGGCUUCAGUGCUUACAAAAUAAUUUCACCCUUGGGAUUAAAGUCUCUAAUUGAAAUUUAUCCUUAAUUAGCUUGAAGCUAAGAAAGGGCUUCUUAAUUACUCUGAGGAUGAAUAGGAAUGAAUACUUCAAAGGAUGAUGUAUAUCUUCCCAAAAAAAUGGAUGAUGUAUAUGAAAAAUAAAUACAUUACUACAUAUAUUCAAAUAAAGGAAGAAGGUUUUAUUCUCCGAAAUCCAAAUUACAUGUUUGAUAAAAAGUUGACUGAUAAAACCCAUAAACUAAAACUUAGAAUAUGAAAAGGACGUAUUUAUUUAGGCACGAAAUAUAUACAUACACUUUACAACCUUCUUCUUCUUCAAUUUAGACUUAAAAAUAAUUGUUGUUGGAAAUUAGUGAUUUUUUUUUUUGCUUUGUAGCUUUAGAGAGCCUAUCAAUAAUACAUUACAAAUUGUAAUUAAAAAAAUGUAAUCAUUACCACACCUCUAAGAUUUUUUUUAGAAAUCGUUCUAACCUAUAAUAUUAUCUGUUCUGACCUCUAAGAUUAUUUAAUAUGUUUAAAAAGCUAAAUCUCAUGUAACACAUGGGUAUUAGUAGAAGUAUAAGAAAAUUAAAUUGUGGGGGUGUAACGGUAAAGAUGACUGUGGGAAUUAGUGUAUUGUUCAAGCAACUCUAAUUUACAUCUUUCUAUGAUUUGGGAUGGAUUCUUGGGAGUCCAAUUAUUAAUUUAUUAUUAGACUCUAAACAAAAAAGGGGGGGAAAGAAGAAAGAAAAAUCAAACGUAGCUUUAGAAUGAGGAUUUUUUACUUUCAAAAAACGGAGCAACGGCGGGUCCUGGAUUCCAGGCCCGCCGGGAAUCAUGAGUUGCUUUAGUUGGAACUGUCGUGGGCUUGACAAUCCUGCGACAGUUCAAGCUCUGGUGGAUUUGAUCCACCUGAAGAGGCCGUGUUUGGUUUUUUUAAUGGAGACAUUUUCGAAUUCACAGCGAGUUCAGGAGGUGAUGAGGAGAGUUGGUUUGAAAUAUUGCUUUGCCGUGGACAACGAGGGGCAUAGAGGUGGCUUAGCGCUUCUUUGGGGGAUGGGGUUCAUGUGGAUAUUCGACACUCCUCACCCCAUUUCAUUGAUGCUUGCAUACGGUUGGAGGUGGAAGAUCCUUUAUGGCGGUUCACUGGUUUUUACGGGUGCCCGGAACGUGGAAGAAGGAGGGAGUCCUGGAAUAUUUUAAAAUCUCUGAGUCUGGAGAUGAGCAUUCCAUGGAUUGUUAUGGGUGAUUUCAAUGACCUCAUGGUGGAUUCCGAUAAGCGCGGCAGAGUCCCACAUCCUCCUUGGCUUCUGAGGGGUUUUCGGGAAACUGUUUGGGCGAGUGGAUUGCAGAACUUCCCAUUUCAGGGUUAUCAAUAUACUUGGGAACGGUGGCGGGGUACUCAAUUUUGGGUGGAAGAAAAGCUAGAUAGGAUCCUUGUUUCUGAGAGCUGGUUAGAGAUUUUUGGUGAUGCAAGUGCUGAAUCGGUGGAGGGGUCUCCUAGCGAUCAUUUAGCGUUGUACAUUAAAUUGCUUCCUUCCCGCAGGUUUCACCGCAGGAGUAAAUUUAAGUUCGAAAAUUGUUGGCUUCGGGAUGAGGAUUGCAGGUCGCUAGUUGCAAGGAGCUGGAAUCUGGGGGCUCACAAAGGCAUUAUUGGUCAAAUUGAAUUUUGUGGAAAUUCAGUAUGUGAGUGGGGCAAAAAAAGAAACGGAUCAUUUGGCAGGAGAAUAAAUAAGUUUCUGCCGUAAGCGUUUGGAGUUUCUAAGAAGACAUUCGGAUGAGUGGAGUCUGGCAGCUUUUCAACGGGUAAAGGGAGAGUAUCUGGAACUUUUGGAGCGGGAAAGUAUUUUUUGGCCCCAACGGGCUAAAGAGUUUUGGUUCAAGGGAGGUGACCUUAACACUGGAUUUUUUCAUAAUUCAGUGAAGCAUCGCAGGAGAAAAAAUAGAGUGGAGGGUUUGAGGUUGGAAGGGGGCAACUGGGAGAGAGACAGGACCGAACUUGGCCGGCUAAUCAGCGAUUAUUUUAAUAAUAUUUUCUCUUCUGUGCAGAGUAAUGAGAAUUUUUUAUUCCAUUGUGUUCCUAGAAAGUUGGAUGAGCAUCAUAAUGUGGAGCUUCUACGGCUUAUUCGAGGAGAGGAGGUUAAAGCGGCUAUUUUUGCCAUGUAUCCAAAUAAAGCGCCCGACCCGGAUGGGAUGAGUCCGGGAUUUUUUCAACACUAUUGGGAUGUGGUGGGGCCAGAUGUUAUCAAAUUUUGUGCCGAGGCUUUCCAAUCAGGUAAACUGUGGUGAGACCCAAAGUGCAUUUAUUCCGGGUAGGUCCAUCAUUGAUAAUAUUAUGUUAGCUUUCGAGUCGUAACAUUAUUUGAAUCGAAAGACGCAGGGUAAAAUGGGGUUUGUGAGUCUAAAAUUAGACAUGAGCAAAGCCUAUGAUGUAACACCGUCCCCAAAUGUAUUUACUUUCAAGUAAAUGAUGUAAUAAACCUUAUGGAAUGAUUUAGGAAUUUCGAGGUUGUAAAUUUUUAUUAAUUCUUUCGCGUGAAUAGUAAAUUGCACGUGGGACCCACACCGGGAGCGGGGGCCGACCGACAUUCCCGAGACCAUAUAUUUUAUUCAUCUUGGUCUAGAUAAUAAAUAUAUAGUGGUGGAUAUUUCAUUUGGGCCAUGGAAAGGCCCGGAGUUGACCGAUUGGUCAAAAGAAGCCCAAACUACCGGUACUGGUAAUUCAACAGAUAACAGCCCGAACUGAAUUUCGGAGACUUCCAAAUUAAAGUUUUGGAAUAUAUAUUAUUUCAAAGGGGCGUUAUGAUUGAGAGUGAGUAAUAUAUUUUAUUUGACCCGAUAAAAUAAAAUAUAUUUAAAACAGUCCGAAAAAUACAACUUUCGGGGUCGAUUGUACACUUCGGGACAAAAAGGGUUGACCUCCCACUUGGGUGGGGGCCAACCCACGUAUUUGGUCACCCAAAUUAAAAUGUUUGGCCGGCUGGAGUGAGGGAAGAGCAUGUGAUGGUGUGUGAAGUGAAGGGAAGAGCAUCAAACAAAAUAAGGUGGAUCCCGUCCACACUUAUUUGUUUAAUGAGACAAAGGGUUACCCUCACCCCUCCCUCUCCCUUAUUCUCGGCCAAGAGACACCCAGGAAGAACAAGAAAUCCACCAUCCCUCCUUCUCCAUUGUUGAAGAGAGCUCAACAAGAAGGAAUCCCAAGAAAAGGAGCUAAAGUGCUAAAAGUGUGAAAAGAUUAAGGUAAUGACCUUAUCAUAACUCUUCCUUUAUUUUUCUUCCACCGUAUGAAGUAUAUAUCAUGUGAAGGACCCUUGGUAUGAUUCCACAUGUUAUGAGUAUGAAUUUAUGGGUUGGAAGAUGGUUCUAUGUCCAAGAACGGACGUAGAAGCCGAAACGACCGAUUCACCGGAAAAUAGCCUUUUAGAGGUUAUUUGUAUUAAUAUGGGUUUUAUGAUUAUAAAACCUUGUUAGGCACUUGUAAAGGGUAUUUCAAGUGAUUUCACAAAGUUGGAAAAGUCGCCGGAGUUGUCGCCGGAGUUGACCAAAAGUCGCCGGAGUUUCACCGGAGUUCAACCAAGAAGGGUAGAACUUCAUAACGCUAGUUCAAGGUGAGUGGACGGCUUAAUAUCUUAUAACUUUUGGGUUAAUUAUGAGAUUACCUAAAUAAAUGUUAUAUGAGUUCGUAAUGAUGUUUAAAAGAUAUUUAAACAUGUGAUUAGCCAAUAGGGUUAAAUUUGUAUGAAAGAAAUUAAUUGUUGAUGCAUGGAAUAUGAUAUGAAGAAUUAUAUGAAAUGCAUAUUUGUUUGAAGUGUAUUAGAAGCACAAAUGAAUAUUAUUAACUUAAUUAUAUGAUGAUUAAGUUGAUACGCACAAGGCUUGAAAUGGCGGUCAAUGAAAGCGUUGACCAAUGGACAAAAGAUUUAAUUAAUACCGGUUGGUAUUAAUUAAUUAUAAAUCUAUAUAAAUUCAUGGUUUUUUCAUAAUAUGAUUAUGAAAAAGAAGCCGAAAUCCACCCAGGAAGAACAAGAAAUCCACCAUCCCUCCUUCUCCAUUGUUGAAGAGAGCUCAACAAGAAGGAAUCCCAAGAAAAGGAGCUAAAGUGCUAAAAGUGUGAAAAGAUUAAGGUAAUGACCUUAUCAUAACUCUUCCUUUAUUUUUCUUCCACCGUAUGAAGUAUAUAUCAUGUGAAGGACCCUUGGUAUGAUACAUAAGUUUCACCAAGUUUGAAAAGGAGCUAAAGUGCUAAAAGUGUGAAAAGAUUAAGGUAAUGACCUUAUCAUAACUCUUCCUUUAUUUUUCUUCCACCGUAUAAAUCUAUAUAAAUGCAUGGUUUUGCAUGGAUUGUGAUACAUAAGCUUUAUGUAUUGAAUUAGUUAUGAGUAACUAAGUAUGAUAUAGACUCUAUCUAGGUUGAUAGAAGGUUGAUCAUAGGAAAAUAUUUUGGUGGAGGACCCUAGUACUUAAAAGUACUUAACACUCAAAAUUUGGUGGAGGACCCUAGGACUUAAAAGUCCUUAACACUCGGAUUAUAAAUUGGUGGAGGACCCCAGGACUUAAAGUCCUUAACACUCGGAUUAUAAAUUGGUGGAGGACCCUAGUACUUAAAAGUACUUAACACUCAAAAUUUGGUGGAGGACCCUAAUACUUAAAAGUACUUAACACUCAAAACUUGGUGGAGGGCCCUAGGACUUAAAAGUCCUUAACACUCAAAAUUUGGUGGAGGACCCUAGUACUUAAAAGUACUUAACACUCAAAACUUGGUGGAGGACCCUAGGACUUAUGAGUCCUUAACACUCGGAAAACAAAUUGGUGGAGUACCCAAGGAUUAUGAUCCUCAAAACUCAUAGAUUAUGAUAUUGAAAUAGGAACAAGGAGGAGUCCUAUACACUCAUAGGUAUAUGGGUGGGUUGGGGUUUUUAGUCAAGAAUAUUGACUAUUACUAUUUUUCCCAAAUAAAAUGGUGAUCUACGGAUCGGAUAUUUUCCAAGUAUAUAUAUACUAAUAAGUAUUUCAUAACUUGGGGGAAAGACUAUUUAUAUAAGUAUCACCCUAUGUUUGGGUCUUAUACUUGAAACGCUAGUUAUUCUAUAUUUAGCCUGCUACUCGCUCGGUACUUGUACUGACCCCUUCGGGGCCCCCCACCAUUUUCAGGUUGAAGCUAGGACUUGCUACCUGCACCUUCUUACGGGUGAUAUCAACUCCAGGGAGACGUGGUUCGUGCUUCCUUAUUUUCUUUCAAACUACCGAACACAUUCUCAUGGAUAUUUGUUCUACUAUAAACUAUUUUUAGGGCUUGCAUGCCCGUGUUGUUGGCCGGUUGUGGCUUAUGACUUACCGUUGAAUAUUUUCGUUAUUCAUUGGUUUAAAUGUGAUGUUGUUAUGUAUGUUUACUACUGAGUAUGGAUGGAUUAUAUUCUCGAACGCCUUGUGUAAUUAAGUGAGGUUGACUCGCGGGUGACGUCACUUGAUUAUACGGCGGUUGUACACGCGCUUGGAUUGCGGUCUGGGGCGUGACAUAUGACAGGGUGGAAUGGUCUUUCUUGGAGGGUAUGAUGAGACAUCUGGGGUUUGCUGAGACCUGGAUUAAUCUGAUUAUGGAAUGUAUCACAUCUGUGACUUAUUCUAUCCCUUUUGAUGAGUCGGAGUUAGGGCCCAUUUUCCCUACUCGGGGGGUUGAGGCAGGGUGACCCUUUAUCACCUUAUCUUUUUCUUUUAGUGGCAGAAGGUUUGAGUGCCUUAUUGAGGCAUAAUGAGGAAGCAGGGCGCUUACAUGGUGUGGCCAUUGCCCGUGGUGCCCCCCGGAUUUCCCAUUUGUUGUUCGCAGAUGAUAGUUUACUUUUCUUUAAAGCAACCCAUGGGGAACUUCUUUAGUGAAGGAAAUUUUACAUGACUACGAGAUAGCCUCGGGGCAGAUGAUCAAUCUCAAUAAAUCAAAAAUUUUCUUUAGCUCCAAUGUUCCAAAUGAGUGUCGAGUUGGUCUCACAGAGAUGUUGGGGGUGGGGUUGGCCGGUGAGGAAGAAAGGUACUUGGGGUUGCCGGCGUUGGUAGGGAGAAGUAAGCGGAAAAUUUUAGAUUAUUUGAGACAAAGGAUAGUAAACCGCAUCCAAAGUUGGAAUAAUCGGUUUUUGUCUAGGGUGGGCCGAGAAGUUCUUCUUAAAUCCGUAGUCCAAGCAAUGCCGAAUUAUGCAAUGAAUGUUUUUCUUUUUCCGAAGGAUUUAUGUCGGGAAAUGGAAGUCCUUAUGAAUGCGUUUUGGUGGACGGGGCAAUCUGGGAAAGGAAUUAAGUGGCGUAAUUGGGAUUUCUUGUGUAAGCCUAAGAAAUUGGGAGGCAUGGGAUUUAAGAGGAUCAGGGAUUUUAAUUUAUCUAUGUUAGCCAAACAAGCUUGGAGACUGUUUACGGAACCCGAGACUUUAGUGGGGCGGGUUUUUAAAGCCCGUUACUAUCCUAAAGGUACUUUCUUGACUGCUAAAAUUGGGCAUAACCCGUCUUUUAUCUGGCAUAGCAUUUUUCGAACACAAGGAAUUAUAAAGGAUAGUUAUUACUGGCGUGUGGGUAAUGGGGAAUCCAUCAAUGUGGUCUGAGCCGUGGUUACCAGAUGAGAUUAAUCCUAAGGUUGAAACCGCCCCUGGAAUGGGUAUUCACAAUAGUAGGGUGGUGAAUCUUUUUUGCACAUCUCAGAAGAGCUGGGAUUCAGACCUUAUAUGUGAUAUUUUCGAAUCAAGGGAUGCUAGGCUUAUACAAAGCAUUCCUCUCAGUUUGAGAUCGGUUCCAGACAGGGUUUGUUGGCGGUGGGAGGCGAACGGGCGUUUCUCUGUCCGAAGCUGUUACCAAAAGUUGGUCGGGGAGUUCGAACAAGAGGGAUGGAUCGACUGGACUUCUAUGUGGAACUGGAAAUUACCCCCCAAAAUCAAAAAAAAAAAUUCUGGCAGGUUGGGAACAAGCUCAAAAAGCUGCUGCAGUUCAAGUCAAUCAAGGGAGUACAAACUCUUCACUUUGGAGAAGGCCACAUCAGAGACGGGUCAAGCUUAAUGUGGACGCAGCAGUGCGGGAUUAUCAUUGUGGCCUGGGCUGGAUUCUUCGAAACGAGGCAGGAGAUUUUAUCGCGGGAGCUGCGAAGACAUGGCAGGGGAAAUUAUCCCCCUGGGAGGCUGAACUGGUUGGCAUUCGGGAAGCUCUAAGCUGGGUCAAGGAACAAGGAUGGGAGCGGGUGGACGUGGAAUCGGAUGCUUCUCGAGCCAUUGCGGAGAUUAAGAAUGGCUCUUGCAUUUCUACUGCAGGAGUGAUAGCAGAUGAUGUCAGAGAUUUAUGCUCAAGGAUGACAGAUAUUUCCUUUUGUUUUGUUAGACGAUCUGCGAACAGGGCGGCUCAUGGCUUUGCUCAAGUCGCCUGUUCAAUGUCUGGAUGUCGGAUCUGGAUGGGAGUUCCUCCUACUUUCAUUAUUCAUGUACUAAACAGUGAUUUGAUUAAUAUUAAUUAAGUUUGUUUCUUUCAACAACAAAAAAAUCAAACGUAGCGUGAAAUUCUUUGUCAAUUAUAGACAAAACAUGAAUACAUUGAUUGUCAAUUUUAUAGACAAAACAUGAAUACAUUGAUUGCACCAAGACUGACAAAAUUCUUUUAACAAUGGGAAAAGUACAUCAGUUUAUUACUGCGUAAUUACACAGAUGAAUAUGGAGCAACAUUAUACUACAUAUCCAAUUUCAUGGAAAGAAAGAAUAGACAUUACUGUGCCUUAAAAUUCUGUCUGAAAACUACUCAACAAUUGAAAAGACACAGCUAGGCUCAAUUUCCAGAAACAAGAGAGCUUCUUUAUCAUUCCCAGAUUGAUAGUGAUGCCUGAAUUACCCAGAAAAAGCAUAGUUCGUUCACAUCUACAAAAUGCAAGAGAAAUAGAGAUUGACUGCUGAACAAACCACCAACCAAUUAAUCAAGGGACAAUUCAGUUCAAUACUGGUUUGGCUUUCUUUGGAUCAUAUUCCAAAAAACAAGACUGGAUAUCUCAAUAACACAUUGAAGCAUCAUCUUCAACAUAUAGAAUAUCUUCAUAUAUUCAUAUAGAGUCAUCAUCAUCAACACCUUAAUCCAACAGAUCAGAUGGGUGGCAUUAAAUUUAGAGUGACACCAAAUCUACAGCCAUCACCAGAUCCUAGGAGUUUCUGAACUAAGAAAGCAUUUAAAAAGUCAACUCAAUCUGAUCAGAUGUUGGUCAACUGGCAAUUACGUAGGUGCAACUAUGCUCAGCUUGGAACCCUUGUAAGGGGUUGUUUACUUUUUUUUCCAUUAAGUCCUGUAUGGAUUAAGAUGUCUGUCUGUAUUAAGACGUCUGUCUGGGUUAAGUGACACUGUGAUACUUAGCUGUUUACCAUGUGUGCUGAAUGUGUAGUCUGAAUAAUAUUAAAUUACUGAUUUACCCUUUUAUCUGUUAUAAGUGUUUGAAUAUAUAAUGCUUACUUUUGUUACUUUGAAUGAUAUUUCGAUAUCACAAAAUUUAUUAAAU
Messenger RNA from Cuscuta epithymum, 9954 nucleotides. Lineage: Eukaryota; Viridiplantae; Streptophyta; Magnoliopsida; Solanales; Convolvulaceae. The record is from the annotation of a GenBank genome assembly.